Molecule: messenger RNA, 1364 nt
Organism: Cyprinus carpio (common carp)
Lineage: Eukaryota; Metazoa; Chordata; Actinopteri; Cypriniformes; Cyprinidae
Product: rho-related GTP-binding protein RhoB
Biological process (GO): small GTPase-mediated signal transduction
Molecular function (GO): GTP binding; GTPase activity
Source: RefSeq, a predicted model, not a curated record
UUGUUUCAUGUUUAACCCUGCUGCUGUAAGCGUUAUUUCGCUACUCUCAGGUCGUCACUUGAUGGCGUGUAUUCGUAAAAAGCUGGUGGUGGUUGGGGACGGGGCAUGUGGGAAGACUUGUCUGUUAAUCGUUUUUAGCAAAGAUGAAUUUCCAGAGGUUUACGUGCCCACCGUUUGAAAACUACGUCGCAGACAUUGAAGUGGACUCCAAACGAGUUCAGCUAGCUUUAUGGGACACUGCGGGGCAGGAGGACUACGACCGACUGAGACCCUUAUCCUAUCCGGACACCGAUGUCAUCCUGAUGUUCUUCUCUGUGGAUAGCCCAGACUCUCUGGAAAACAUUCCAGAAAAGUGGGUGCCGGAAGUGAAACACUUCUGUCCAAAUGUGCCCAUAAUUUUGGUGGCGAAUAAGAAAGAUUUGCGGAGCGAUGACAAUGUGAGAAGUGAACUGUCGAGAAUAAAACAGGAGCCAGUGAGAACGGAGGACGGACGCGCCAUGGCUGCUCGCAUCGGAGCGCACGACUACAUAGAGUGCUCUGCCAAAACGAAAGAGGGGUUCGGGAAGUAUUUGAGACCGCUACUCGAGCAUCCUUACAGAAGAGACCAAGGUCACCCGCUGGCUGUUUGAACUGUUGCCGACUGAUGUGAAAAACAACACAAACCUAUGACACAAAGGACACCCUCCUCGAAAGGAUUGCUUUUUUGGGUAUGCCAACAGCAGAAAUGACUUUUUGCUCAUAGAACACACUGUGCUUGUAUUCAUUGUGAGGUCAAUAUUUCAAAGCAAUCUAAAGUCAUAUGAUCCACUCUAAAAGACAUCCUGGCUGGCCACUGGAUGGACUUUUACUUAAUUAUGUGAAUGGCUUAAUAACUGUGGCCCGGUAGUGUGGUAAAUGGACUGCCCACAAAGUUUAAUACCAAUAGGCUUCACAGCUUAAGUUUUUUUUUUGUUUUGUUUGUUUUAUUUAUUUAUUUUUUUAGAAUAUGCUCCUAUACCUUACAGUGUUCCGUAAUUAAAGCAAUUGAUCUGUUUACCAUGUUCAUCUUGAUGUUGCUGUCUGUUAAUGAAUUAAAAUACACAGGCAAGUUCUCAAAACAAAGGUCCACAUGUGCUCUGUAUGACAACAACUGUUUUAGGUGUGAUUAAAGUGUUAGUGUACAGUUUAAAAAAAAUGUUGCCUCCUUUAAUGUUUAAAUAUCACUCCUAAAGGGAAUGAACGAAUGAAUCAGAACUGCUGAGGAAAUACUGAUGUUAUUGGUCUAUUUUUGAUUUUUACUUGGUAGACAACAAUUACUGUACAAACUCCUGUAUUCAGUUUAUGAAAUGUACUGAACAAGCCUCAAUUAAACCAUUUUAAAUAUA